Molecule: messenger RNA, 855 nt
Organism: Cryptotermes secundus
Lineage: Eukaryota; Metazoa; Arthropoda; Insecta; Blattodea; Kalotermitidae
Exons: 4
Coding region: 227-619 (130 amino acids)
Source: RefSeq, a predicted model, not a curated record
ACUGAUGGACUGUGGUGAAAAGGUUGAAUUUGCGUUGUUUAGAAAUGCGUAGUGAAAACUGUUUUGCAGUUCCGAGAUAUAAAUCUGUAGAUUAUGUUUACCGUUUGUAGGAUGUAACUCUGUGCAGUCCGGUAGCCACUUAACGACGUUUGGAAGCAAGAGGUUUCCUCAAAAUGUGUGAACGAACUGUCCUCAAAACUUGAGCAACAGUCCCUCAGAUUGCACAAUGGUCAAUAAGAGACCAAGCUUUAUAGUCUCUGUUGUGAGAACAAAGAAAUCCACAAUAAUGUGUGUUUGUACACAAUCAUUAGUAUGUUUUCUUACAAACUCGGACAAAUAUUUGCGUCUAGGUACAGGAAUGGUAAUAAUUCUGGCAAAGAGAGCUGAACAGAUAUUUCCUGCUGUGAGAGAGAGAAUGAACUGUACAAAUUCAGAGAAUGUUUUAGUGGGUCCAUGUGGUGAGACAUACCCAGCAAGUCAUGAUGCAAACCAGCCCAUGAAUAUAAAAGCUGAGGAAGUCACAGACUCAGAAGAGGAAGUGGAUCCUUUGAAAAUAACAGUUCAGGAAAUAAAGGCUGAACCUGAGGAGAGGUUCUACCAGUUUGAGGACAAUGGCUGAAGUUUUAUGUGUGUCUGCCGUGGUCAAGGGGGAGUCAAGUGCUGUAUCCUUGCCUGUAUAUGCAAGGAAGGACCAUAAAUACCCUGUGGUGGAGCACACAACUCAUAAGUCUUAAUUCCAAAUUUGGAUGCCUUGAGAGGGGGGUACUGUUUGAAAAACAGAUGGCCUUUCCAAAGUGUCAAUGAUUCAUCAACUGAAAUGUCCUUCGUUUGGGAGAUACGGUUCCUGAAAUUUGU